Anopheles cruzii is the source of this 2502-nucleotide messenger RNA. It is a transcript of the gene DNApol-eta, whose product is annotated as DNA polymerase eta. The record is from RefSeq and is a predicted model, not a curated record. Gene Ontology annotation, biological process: error-prone translesion synthesis; response to radiation. Gene Ontology annotation, cellular component: site of double-strand break; nucleus; replication fork. Gene Ontology annotation, molecular function: damaged DNA binding; DNA-directed DNA polymerase activity. Bases 1 to 2502 code for a protein of 833 amino acids. The transcript has 3 exons. NCBI's taxonomy places the organism in Eukaryota, Metazoa, Arthropoda, Insecta, Diptera, Culicidae.
AUGAGCACCAAAACGAACAUAAACAUAAAGAACAAAUUUGACCGUGUCAUCGUGCUGGUCGACAUGGAUUGCUUCUACUGCCAGGUGGAGGAAAAACUGAACCCGGCAAUACAAGGCAAACCGAUAGCCGUGGUCCAGUACAAUCCUUGGCAGGGUGGAGGUAUCAUUGCCGUGAACUAUCCUGCGCGGGCCAAAGGCGUCACGCGCCACAUGCGCGGUGACGAGGCGAAACAACACUGCCCCGAAAUAGAGCUACCCCAAGUGCCACAAAUUCGAGGAAAAGCCGACCUCACCCGCUACCGAGAGGCCGGCAAAGCGGUGGCGGAUGUGUUGAAAAGCUUCACACCGCUCCUGGAACGGGCCAGUAUCGAUGAGGCGUACCUGGACAUAACGGAGCGUGUGUUGGGCCGAAUACGCGACAUGAACGAGGGUCGUUUUCAGCUGCUUCCGGACAAACUGGCGAACACGUUCGCGGUCGGUUAUGAGAACAUCGGAGAGUUCGUGAGGAAACUGUCCGACACAUACGAAUGUGGCGACCAAGGUGGCGUACCCGCGGACCAGUUGGAGGGUAAAAAGAGCGACAUCAAGCUGCUAGUGGGAGCCUCGAUCGUGAACGAAAUACGGGCCGCGGUAAAGGACCAGACGGGCUACGAGUGUUCGGCGGGUGUGGCACACAAUAAAAUUCUGGCCAAACUGACGGCCGGUUUCCACAAGCCGAACCAACAAACGAUCCUGCCGAUCGACAGCAUUGCGAAGCUGUACGAAACGUUGCCGGUGAAAAAGGUUAAGGGGCUCGGUGGCAAGUUGGGCGACCAGGUGUGCGAGCUGUUGAAGAUCCAGUUCAUGUCUGAGCUCGUCCAGUUUCCGGAAGCUUUGCUGCAGCAGCACUUUGACGAGCGGCUCGGUAGCUGGAUGUACCUGAUGGCCCGCGGUAUUGAUCUGGAGACAGUGACGGCUAAGUUUCACUCGAAGAGCAUCGGUUGCUGCAAGCGAUUCCCGGGCAAAAAUGCCAUUACGGGACUGGCCACACUGCAGCACUGGCUCAAUGAGCUUGCCACGGAGGUCGUGGAGAGGCUGGAGAAGGACUUGGACGAAAAUAAUCGCACGGCGAAACAGAUGACGGUCAGCUACAGCCAGCAGAUUGGCGAAGGGGAUGUUUCGAGCACCCGAAGUGUGCCGCUGGCCGUGUACGAGACGGAACGGAUCGCAUCGGAUGCGCUCGAGGCCAUCAAACGAAACACAGAGCGUUUCUUUAAGCAAGGCUCGAUGACGACCCUUCACAAUGCGAUUAAAUUCCUCGGCAUAAGUGUGGGCAAGUUUGAACCGAACGGGACGGCCAAAGGAGGAGGCAUUAAGGAAAUGUUUCAAAGCUAUUCAUCGAAGGUGAGCAAUGUUGAGCACACGAAAAGCACUUCCGAAGUAGCGUCGUGUUCUUCAAUAAACGCUACGAAUGUCUCAUCCGAUGUGGCUAGAGAGGAUCCGCCGCAGGAACCAAUUAAACCGACAAAAGAUAUAAAGCAUUUUCUUCAACAAGCAGCCAAGCUUCCGCAGUCUUCAACCAUCAAUGAUGGAAAACAGUCGGAAGAUCAGCUUGUUCCAGCCGCAAUCGAGGCGACGGAUGAUACAGUUACAGGUUUGCCAGUGCGAGAACCAACAAUAGUCGAACCGGUUCGGGUUAAGAAAGAUAUUAAAAGCUUUCUACGACAACGCUGCAACAGUACCCCACCUGGAACUCAAAAUAGCGAAAGCAAUUCUUUGACCGUUGAGGAGCAAAUAGUGGAAAGUAUCUGGGAAAACACGGACCAACUACAACAGCAGGCGAAGGCUUCGAAAGAAAGUGAAACCGAUUUAAGAAACCAACCGUCGUUAGAUACAACCGAAAGCCACAAAAAUUACACAGCAACUUACGCUGAAUUCAGUAUCCUGCCUCCCGAGCCAGUGUCCAUCGUAAAACUGCAGUGCUCGCAGUGCGGCAAACAAGUUCCCGAGAAUGACUAUCUGUCCCAUCAAGACUUCCACUACGCGCUGCAGCUGAGCCAGCAGCAGCGGGACGAGUUUCGGAGUGAUUUUAAAUCUAAACUAUUGACCGCAACGAGCACCACGAAGCCCUCACAAUCAUCUGCGGUCGCCGGUGGGCGACGACCUUCACUACCAACGUCCAGCACCAGUUCAAUUGCUCGAUUUCUCUCGAAAGUUUCAACCGACGCUACCCAAUCUAAGACACGCGAUAGGGACGAAGCAAAGGCUGGCAGUGACGGAGAAAUCGGAAACAGCACAAAGUGUCCCGAUUGUGGCAAACUGGUUCCCCAAGCAUCGAUGGCCGAGCAUGUAGAUUAUCACGUUGCCAAGCGGUUGCAGCAGGAACUGAACCGCUCGGAGGCAACGACUGCAGUGAGCGGUGCCGCGAGUGCCACUGCAAAACGGAAGCGCCAGGUGGAUGAAGUGCUGACACCGGCAAAGCAAAAACUCAAACCAGUCUCAUCAUACUUCUCGAAACUGUAA